UAGCCGAGCGGUGCGUCACGUGGCGCGAAGACGUGUCAGGGGGCGGUGGCUCUGCAGCCCCAGCCCGAGUUAAAACCGGAGUGUGCGAGAGAAAAGCGCUUCAGUAGCGAGAGGGGCUGAGAAAGUGGUGACACCGCCGGGGUGCGGAGGGAGUCCCUGAAACUUCUCCCAACAGCCCCAGGGCCAAUCUCCUUUCAGCCCACUCCCCUCUUCGCCAGCUCCCAGGUCCCCACUCCCUGCAUUGGGGGUGGGGUGGGGAGCCAGGCUCGUCUCCCGCUGGGACACACACAGGGGCCGGGAACGGGGACGGGACCCCCGAGGCGGGGGGACGGACGGACAGACAGACGGCCGGCUCCCGCCCCAGCGGGCAGGCAGGCAGGAGGAGGCGGAGACGGGGGUACGACGGGGAGGACUGGGUCUGGGAGUUUCCUCUCAACUACCGGGGGAGAAACUCCCCGCAGCCGGAGGAAAGACCCAGACGGUGUUUUCCUCCCGGGGGCCGCGCUCCCCCGCCCCGCGUAGCGGCGGUCGCCGCCGCCGCCACCGGCGCCUCCACCUCUACCAUCUCCUCUUUCUCUACCACCGCGGGCCCCGGUGUCCCCGGCCAGCACUAUGCCCAUCUUACUGUUCCUGAUAGACACGUCUGCCUCUAUGAACCAGCGCAGCCAUCUGGGCACCACCUACCUGGACACGGCCAAAGGCGCGGUAGAGACCUUCAUGAAGCUCCGUGCCCGGGAUCCUGCCAGCCGCGGAGACAGGUAUAUGCUGGUCACUUUCGAAGAGCCGCCCUAUGCUAUCAAGGCCGGAUGGAAAGAAAACCAUGCAACGUUUAUGAAUGAACUGAAAAACCUUCAGGCUGAAGGACUUACGACUCUUGGCCAAUCCCUAAGGACAGCUUUUGAUUUAUUAAAUUUAAAUAGAUUAGUAACUGGCAUAGACAACUAUGGGCAGGGAAGAAACCCCUUUUACUUGGAGCCAGCAAUAAUUAUUACAAUUACUGAUGGGAGCAAGUUGACUACUACCAGUGGAGUCCAGGAUGAGCUCCAUUUACCUCUUAAUUCUCCUUUGCCUGGAAGUGAAUUGACCAAGGAACCUUUUCGUUGGGAUCAGAGACUCUUUGCAUUAGUGUUGCGGUUGCCUGGCACCAUGUCAGUAGAAUCAGAACAGUUGACAGGUGUGCCUUUAGAUGACUCUGCAAUCACACCAAUGUGUGAAGUGACAGGCGGUCGCUCUUACUCUGUAUGUUCUCCAAGAAUGCUUAAUCAGUGUCUGGAGUCCUUGGUGCAGAAAGUGCAAAGUGGAGUGGUAAUAAACUUUGAAAAAGCAGGACCAGAUCCUUCCCCUGUAGAAGAUGGGCAGCCAGAUAUAUCAAGGCCUUUUGGAUCUCAGCCUUGGCAUAGCUGUCACAAACUCAUAUAUGUCAGGCCAAAUCCCAAAACUGGGGUUCCUAUAGGUCAUUGGCCUGUUCCAGAGUCUUUUUGGCCAGAUCAGAAUUCUCCAACACUACCACCUCGUACAUCUCAUCCUGUAGUGAAGUUUUCCUGUACAGACUGUGAACCAAUGGUUAUUGACAAAUUGCCUUUUGACAAAUACGAGUUGGAACCUUCACCACUGACUCAAUUUAUCCUGGAAAGGAAAUCUCCUCAAACAUGUUGGCAGGUAUAUGUGAGCAAUAGUGCAAAAUAUAGUGAACUUGGUCAUCCCUUUGGUUACUUGAAAGCCAGUACAGCACUGAAUUGUGUCAACUUAUUUGUGAUGCCUUACAAUUACCCAGUCCUCCUUCCCCUUUUAGAUGAUUUGUUUAAAGUACAUAAAGCAAAACCAACAUUGAAAUGGAGACAGUCAUUCGAAAGUUAUUUGAAGACAAUGCCUCCCUACUAUCUUGGGGCCAAAAUAGAAUCUGAUCGAGUCAUUGGAUCUGUAGGCAAAAAAGUAGUACAGGAAACUGGAAUUAAAGUCCGAAGCCGAUCACAUGGUUUAUCAAUGGCCUAUAGGAAAGAUUUUCAACAACUCCUCCAGGGAAUUUCAGAGGAUGUUCCUCAUAGACUGCUGGACCUGAACAUGAAAGAAUACACUGGGUUCCAAGUUGCUUUGCUCAAUAAGGAUUUAAAGCCACAGACAUUUAGAAAUGCAUAUGACAUACCUAGACGGAAUCUUUUGGAUCACUUAACAAGAAUGAGAUUUAAUCUUAUGAAGAGCACCCGAAGAUUUCUUAAAGGACAAGAUGAAGAUCAAGUACACAGUGUUCCUAUAGCACAAAUGGGGAAUUACCAGGAAUAUCUCAAGCAAGUACCUUCUCCACUAAGAGAACUUGAUCCUGAUCAGCCUCGAAGGUUACAUACAUUUGGCAACCCUUUUAAGCUGGACAAAAAGGGUAUGAUGAUAGAUGAAGCAGAUGAAUUUGUGGCUGGACCUCAAAAUAAACAUAAACGACCUGGAGAACCAAAUAUGCAAGGGAUCCCUAAAAGACGUCGCUGUAUGUCUCCACUGCUGAGAGGCAGACAACAGAAUCCAGUUGUGAACAAUCAUAUUGGAGGAAAAGGACCACCUAUACCUAUGACUCAAGCACAGCCAGAUCUUAUUAAACCCCUUCCUCUUCAUAAAAUUUCAGAAGCCAGUAAUGAUUCAACAAUAGAUGAUGUGGUUGAAAAUCAUGUUGCUGACCAACUUUCAUCAGAUAUUACACCAAAUGCUAUGGAUACUGAAUUUUCAACAUCAUCUUCUCCAGCCAAUUUACUGGAACGACCAACCAAUCAUACAGAGACUCUUGGUCAUGAUCAUUUAGGAACUAAUGACCUCACUGUUGGUGGAUUUUUGGAAAAUCAUGAGGAGCCAAGAGAUAAAGUACAAUGCCCUGAAGAGAAUAUACCAGCAUCUUCACUCAACAAAGGGAAGAAAUUGAUGCAUUGCAGAAGCCACGAAAAAGUCAACACUGAACUAAAAGCACAAAUAAUGAAAGAGAUUAGAAAGCCAGGAAGAAAAUAUGAAAGAAUCUUCACUUUACUGAAGCAUGUACAAGGCAGUUUACAAACAAGACUAAUAUUUUUACAAAAUGUCAUUAAAGAAGCAUCAAGGUUUAAAAAACGAAUGCUAAUAGAACAACUGGAGAACUUCUUGGAUGAAAUUCAUCGAAGAGCCAGUCAGAUCAACCAUAUUAAUAGCAAUUAAAAGAAAACAGAAUGUGGCCACUUAUUUCACUAUAUCUUCUCCAAAUACAAAGUAAAUACAAGACUGUUGUGAUUUUGCAUUCAUUUUUUGACAUGCAUUGUUGGCUAUUUGAAAUACUAAGAGCAAGUCUACAGAACCUUUCUCAUCAUUUUACAGUGACCUUUUCAUUUUGGUUUAUUUUUGUAAUGUGAAAAGUAUCACUCUAAAAAACAUUUUUAUUUAACAAACUAAAAAUAUUCCUUCAAAUCUCUUGCUUGUCAUUGACUCUUGCGUGUCAAUUUCCCUCAGGUUCUAUUUUCUUAAACCAACCUUUAAAAUUGUCACCUCUGUUAAGGUUGAACUUUGCCAAAAAAAUAAAAAGAAGUUACUUUGUAAUUUUUGGGGAAAAAAGCACAUACAUUAAAACUAGGUAAUGUUUUGUAUAUACAGUUAUUUUGGAUAUAUUAUUGUAAGUUGUACAAAUGUAUUUUGAAGAAUAUUUAAGAAAAGCACUUUUGUUAUUCCAUCAAUAAAUGCUCUAUUUUACUCUUGUGUGGUUUAGGAAAUAAUCACAUUUAAAGAAAUCAUUUAAAACUAUCUUAAGAUAAUGGAAUUUUAAAAGCUUUGCUUUAUAGCAUUGAAAAAAUACACCACUUGAAGUUCAUAUUUGUUAAACCUAACUGUAAUUACUUGGUACAUAAUCUGCAUUGUCUUUUUUCUAUAUGUUCUUAUCUUUUGUUGGUCAUGCCAAAGUACUCCCAUUUCUGCCCAGAGAAUGGAAUCAACAAUAUCUGUAGCAGAUAGGCAGGUACUUUAAAAGCUGUUUAAAAAGCAGACACCUUUGGACAUUAUUGGUUUCCUUAUUUCCCUUCAACCCCUUUUCCUUUCUUACUAGGAAGUGUAGAAGGCUCAGAGUUGAAACUGUUAGGGAGUUGUAAGUUUGGGGAACAUCACAUACACUGAAAUAGCUUCCUGUUAGCAGCUUGAUGCCAUGCUUACAAAAGUCCCAUAAAUUGGGAGUUCAAGGGGGAUCUCUUUGUUCUCUGCUAUUCUCACACAUAAACUCUCCAUUUUAUUUGAAGCUAAAUGAAAAGGAAACACAUUAGGAUGACUUGGCUCAUUUUGCAUUACCCCCGUUUACCUGGGACAAGGAAAAACAAACACUAUUCAUUGUCCACCUUCAGUAAAGUGGCCUCAUGUCCUUACUGAGGACACAACCCUAUGACCUGACUCACCAUUCAUAUAUCACUGCUGUGCCUUGUAGUGCUUUGGGAUAGCCAGUAGAAAAAGAAAAAUGCAUUUAGAUUAAGUGGGUGAAAUAAAUUUAUAAAAUUAUAGUAAAAUUGAAGUAUUUUUAGGUUCAUAACAUUUGAAAAUUACAUACCCUUAUCUUUUUACACUUUAGUAGAACAGUUUUUACAUUUCAAGGGUAUAGGGUAAUGAAAUUGUAACUUUUUAUGAAGAAAAGCAUAGAUGGAAGUGGAGAACAUGUUUGAGAUCUGUUAAUUUUUUUAGUCUAGGGGAUUUGAAACUCUCCCAAUACUGAAGAUAAACCCUGUCAAGAAAAAGAAGCAUGUAUAAUGUUAUAUAGUAUUUUCAUAUGCAAUUCUUUAAACCUUUUUUACCUCUACUAACUUUCUUUAAAGCAGGAUGUCAUUUAAUAGAUGGAAUUGUUAAGGUAAUUAUCUACAGUCACAUUGCUAAAUUCAGCAAGAGUUACACAAAAUCCAGAAUAUAUUGUCUGGUCUUAAAUUAUAUAUACAUGCUUACAUUCCAAGAUUAAUGGAAGGGAUUACAUACAAGUCAUUCAGAUAAAAAUUCAUGCUUAAGAAUAUUUAGGAAAGGGAUUCAGUCUAUUCCAAUAUUUAGUGUCCUUAUCAAAAAAAUUCUAAUUUUCAUUUCAAAAGUUGCUCAUGAGCUAAUCCUUUAGACUCUUGACCUUUAAUCCAUUGUUGGGGGGAUGAACCCUAGAAAGAGUUGUAAAGAAGCAGUUUAUUCAAUCUCUUUUUGUCAAUCUCUGCCACAAUACUCUACACGCUCAUCCUAAAACCUAGUCACAAGGUUUGAAACCCAUUGAAAUUCAAGCUUAAUAUCCCACCUCUAUCAGGUUUUCUGCAUUUUAAGAAACUUAGCUUAUAUUUCAAUUAGUGAAAUACUGUAGAAUUCUUAUAAGCAAAGGGGAAGUGGACUAUAUUUGAGUGAAAUAUGUCUUUUAGGCCUUUCAGCUCACUGGAUGACUAGGCUGGACAAAUUAUAUUUUUCAACAGUUAAAUCUUGAGAUAAAGAGUUUUUCUUAAUG
Molecule: messenger RNA, 5446 nt
Organism: Myotis brandtii (Brandt's bat)
Lineage: Eukaryota; Metazoa; Chordata; Mammalia; Chiroptera; Vespertilionidae
Gene: INTS6
Product: integrator complex subunit 6
Exons: 17
Coding region: 613-3168 (851 amino acids)
Biological process (GO): snRNA 3'-end processing
Cellular component (GO): integrator complex
Source: RefSeq, a predicted model, not a curated record